Molecule: messenger RNA, 1337 nt
Organism: Aureobasidium musti
Lineage: Eukaryota; Fungi; Ascomycota; Dothideomycetes; Dothideales; Saccotheciaceae
Source: the annotation of a GenBank genome assembly
ACAACUCGCAAACAUGGCAAAUGCAAGACGAAUCCUUGUCGUCGCAGGGUCUGACAGCUCAGGUGGCGCGUAAGGGUGUACCCUCUGAAGAAUGUGCCGACCAGAAAGUCAUUGCGGCUCAUGGCUGUUAUGCUAUGACUGCAACUACUGCUUUGACCGCGCAAAACACUCUGGGCGUUACCGGUAUCCACGAAACACCAUCGGAAUUUGUGAANAAAUGUAUCGACGCCUGCGCUGAAGAUGUUGGUAUUGAUGUAGUCAAGACUGGCAUGUUGGCCUCGGCGGGCACCAUACAGGUCGUUGCAGACGCUUUGAGGAAGUACAAGCCCGCAUGCAGCAUCGUUGAUCCGAGACAANNGGUCAUGGUCGCGACGAGUGGAGCAAGGCUUCUCAAGGAGGAAGCUAUCAAAACACUGUGCACAGAGCUCCUACCUGUCACAGGUCUAAUCACACCCAACAUUCCGGAAGCACUCCUGUUACUCGAAGAAUCCGGUAACAAAUUUAACGACAUCAAGGAUUUGGAUGGCAUGAAGCAACUGGCAAAGGCUGUUGCUGGGCUGGGUCCCAAGAGUGUGCUGAUCAAAGGCGGACACAUUCCCUUGAAGAAGAACUAUGAGGUUGCCACCACCGACGAUGAGAAAGAAGUAUUGAUCAACGUGCUCUAUACCGAUGGCAACUUCUGUGUUUUCGAGUCAAAGUACCAAGUUGCGAGAAACACUCACGGCACCGGAUGCUCGCUUGCUUCUGCGAUUGCCUGCAAUGUUGCAAAUGGCCUUAGCAUGGAACGAGCAGUGCGUGCUGCUGGUCGCUAUGUCGAGGCUGGUAUCAAAACCAGUGCCGAUCUCGGUAAAGGCUCUGGUCCGAUCAACCACUUCCAUUCUCUCAACAUCAUGCCGUUCCCGCCUGGCGGCUUUGUGGACUGGUUGUUAGAGCGUGAGGAUGUUCAGCAAGUUUGGAAAGAGUUCACACAGCAUGGGUUUGUUGAGAAGAUGGGCGAUGGCACUCUGCCUGUGGAGAGAUUCAAGUUCUACAUGACUCAAUUCGCUAGAGCUAACGCACUCGCUGGCUACAAGGCUAAAACCCUGGAGGGUGUUGCAGCACGUCUUUCCCUGCUCCAAGAUCCCUCUGCGCCUAAGAAUGCGAAUCGCUACCGCCAGUGGAUUGAUAACUACAUUGCUGAUGACUACACCCAAGCUAGAAGUGAUGUUGACGUUGCCCCAGAAUUGGUUGAGGGUCAUGUAUCCAAGCAAUCUCCAUCGAGAAUUGAAGAACUGGUCCAGAUUUUUAUCCACGCAACCAAGAUGGAAUGUGGAUUCUGGGACAUGGGAAUGGGUGCC